AUGAAGAAAUACUCUCGAUGGACGGACGACGAAACAGUGGUGGUGUUGAAUCACAUUGAUUGGUGCCUUGCCAACAAACAGGAUUACUGGCAGACGAUACACAGCAAGUUCAACGAGGAGACCGGUCGAGUGCCCGAUGAGUCGCAGAUUGUGACCCGUCUCAAGGCUAUCUGUAAACAGCAGACCCCGAGAAUCCAUUACAAGCAUUUGAUAGCCCACGGUACUGUGGUACUGGAGGACGCCACGAUAGCCGGGCCCAUCUUAGAGGCCAUGAAAUACGGUAGAGAGAAUCUGAGCCUCGACGUCUUGGAGAAACGUAGAAAAGAGAUUCCACUAUCGCAGGCCGGCUUAUCGCAGGCAAGUACAUCUAAAGAUGUAUUGAGAAUGUUUCCUAACGUUAAGCAGCGCAGCAAACGGCAGACAAAGAAGAAGCGUCGAUUGGAUAAUCACCGACAUUCGUUGCAUGAUAGACCUUCUGGCUCAAGAGAGAACAGUGGUCUCAUCAUCCAUCACAGCCAGGUCGAUCGAAAACGAAAACGUGCAGACAGCGUUCCUCACAAUGACAUCGCGUCCUCUCUAGACCUUCCCAACCCCGAGACUGUGACAUUGGGGAUGACGACAGAAUCAGACCUACCAGCGCAACUCGGAAGUCCGGAAUCGGGAAAUACUGUAUCGCACCUACACAAACGGCUGGAGGCCCUUGAAGGGGAAGUCAAGUCCAUGUCCGAACUGGGACACAACACAGAACAAGCAUUGAAGAUGGCUAUCCAAUGCAUAACUUGGGUCUUUCGGGAGCAAAUUGGACCUAAGAACAAGAUACCUGAAGAGAUCUUCUCAACAAUGCAGCUUGUUGAGAGAACCAUCAAACAGAAUCCGAGCGAUGCUUUAGGUAGGCUUAUCAAGGACUUGCAGCAAGCGAACGUCGUUCGCCAGCGAUAUCAAGAAACCGUCAGAGAUCUGAUUGGGUCACGCGACUACGCGAAAAAGGUAGGAUUUCCACCACUGCCUCUCCCAUCUGAGCUCGCUGAAGAUUGGCGUCGCAUUCGAUCACCACUGAAGGAAACCAUGGUGGGUACUGGAGCACAUGUUUCGCGUAUAAAAUUGGCUAUGACUGGCUCUUUCUCGAACACACAUCUGGAUGAUCUUGCCAAAUGCAGGGAGGGGGGAGCAUACGAAGCACAACCGUGGAUAUGUACACGUCAAUUGUAUCUGGACAAUCCGACCGCAGCGCAGCAUCUACUGGCAGUUGUCUUGUGCCAGUUGCUGUUCUGCGGGACUGAGACCAUGUGCGAAGUGACGCCUGCAAGUCGCGCGUUCCAAAUCUAUAGAACUGUGACAGAAGACAGAGAAGAGAUAAGGCGUAUCGACACAAUUGCCUUCCAGCUUUUCACCAACCAGCCUUCCUUCGUGACCGAGGUCCUUCCAGAUCGUAUCCAGAAAAUGCGAGAAUGCCUUGAAGCCUGCGCUAGAGAAUUCACCACUGGUGUUAGCUGCAACUCUCCAUUUCGUCAUCUCGAUUUCAUGUCGGUUGAAGCGGUCAAACAUGCCCUCAGCCUAAAACGAGCACUGAUGUUGAGCGUUUUCGAAUAUGAAAUCCAUUUCGCUAUUCCUGGAAUGGACUUCGAUCCAGUUUGGAUGGAUGCAGAGGAUGAAAAUGGUGUCAGCUUGGACCCGCUAACAUGUGCUAAAAUGAAAGUAUCAAUUUGCGUGUUCCCUGGACUUGUGCAGGCACCAACGAAGAAGCUGCCUGGAGACGCCGACAUCUCUGCAGCACUAUUGCAGGCGAAGAGCUUCUUUCCUCCGCCUCUAAAGGCAUGCCCAUCUCUGGAACAUGACAUAAUCGUCGCGAAGGCUAUUGUGCUGGUGCACGACGGGAACAUCGACGCUACCUAG
Alternaria arborescens is the source of this 1893-nucleotide messenger RNA. RefSeq lists its product as hypothetical. Lineage: Eukaryota; Fungi; Ascomycota; Dothideomycetes; Pleosporales; Pleosporaceae. The record is from RefSeq and is a predicted model, not a curated record. The transcript has 2 exons. Bases 1 to 1893 code for a protein of 630 amino acids.